AUGACGGUCCCGGACGUCAAAACCGGUACCGGCAACGAGAAGCUAGUGGUGGAGAUAAUAGGGGCCCACAACCUCAUGCCAAAAGACGGUGAAGGUUCUUCGUCACCUUUCGUGGAAGUCGAGUUCGAAGACCAACGUCUACGAACUCAUGUCAAACGCAAAGAUUUAAACCCGAUAUGGAACGAGAAACUCGUCUUCCACGUCAUCGACGCCAACGAGCUGCGUUACAAAACGCUAGAGAUCAGCGUUUUCAACGAGAAGCGUUCUUCGAACAGCAGAAACUUUUUGGGUAAAGUUAGAGUUUUAGGGACGAACGUUGGAAGAGAAGGAGAAUCUGUUGUUCAGAUGUACACGCUCGAAAAAAGAAGUCUUUUCUCGCACGUGCGUGGUGAAAUCAGUUUAAAACACUAUAUCACCACUACGGCUGAGAACGAUGGAAAUAUUAGUCGGGUUAACGGGUCGGGUGGUGUAAAGAAAAGCAAGAAAGUAAGCUCUUCAAUUGGUACUCAGCAACAACAACAACAUGUAACUCUUCUCAAUCAUCAGCAACAGAAUCAACAGAGGAUGCUACCUUUUUAUCCAAACCAAGGAGAGAUGAAACCUCUAGUAAUAACCGCUUUACCCGGUCCAAGACCCGGACCCGGGCCCGUCCUUUACCCAAACGGGUCUAGUGAGUUUUCCCUAAAGGAGACAAAGCCACGACUUGGAGGAGGUACUAGUACGAGCAGUCACAAGGACAAGACAAGCUCAACGUACGAUCUAGUCGAGCAAAUGCAGUAUCUUUACGUAAGAGUCAUGAAAGCUAAAGACUUGUCUUUAUCCGGUGAAGUUGUGUCUGAAAUAAAGUUGGGUAAUUACAAGGGAGUUACUAAAAAAGUUAGUUCGAGUAACCUCGAGUGGAACCAAGUGUUUGCGUUUUCUAAAGAAACUAUUCAAUCAUCUGUAGUUGAGAUUUUCCUUAGAGAAAGUAACAAAGACGAAUAUUCGGGUCGGGUCUGGUUCGAUUUAAGUGAAAUCCCCACCCGGGUUCCUCCGGAUAGUCCGUUAGCUCCACAAUGGUACAAAGUAGAGAGUAGGAACGGUGUGAGAAGCAGCGGAGAGCUUAUGGUUUCAGUUUGGUUUGGGACUCAAGCAGAUGAAGCUUUCGCUGAAGCCUGGCAUUCAAAAGCUGGUAACGUUCAUAUAGAGGAACUCUCUUCUAUUAAAUCUAAAGUUUACUUGUCUCCCAAGCUAUGGUACCUUAGGGUUUCAGUUAUCGAAGCUCAAGACGUUGCUGUUAUUAACAAAGGAACAAAUCUCAUGAGGUUCCCUGAGCUUUCAGCUAAACUCCACGUCGGGAAUCAGAUCUUACGGACUAGUGUCUCAACCGCAAACCCGACCCGGAGCUUUACAAACCCGUAUUGGAACGAGGAUUUGAUGUUUGUGGUCGCAGAACCGUUUGAGGAUUGCAUCACAGCUAUUGUUGAGGAUCGUGUCGGUGGUAAUGAUGUUGGGAGGGUUCAGAUUCCUGUUUCAGCUGUUGAGAGAAGAACCGGAGAUAAACCGGUUGGUUCGAGAUGGCUUAACUUAGAUAACGGUAACAAUAGUCAGUUUGGUUCAAGGAUUCAUCUUAGGUUGUCACUAGACGGUGGAUACCAUGUUUUGGAUGAAGCCACGAUGUAUAGCAGCGAUGUGAGACCUACAGCGAAAGAGCUUUGGAAACCGCAUGUCGGGCUUUUGGAGAUUGGGAUUUUAAGUGCAACCGGUCUAAUGCCUAUGAAGGUUAGAGAUGGGAAAGGCGUUGGAACCGCGGAUUCGUAUUGUGUGGCUAAGUACGGUCCUAAAUGGGUGAGAACAAGAACCGUUGUGGAUAGUCUUUGUCCUAAGUGGAACGAGCAGUAUACUUGGGAAGUUAAUGACCCAUGCACUGUUGUAACAAUCGGUGUGUUCGAUAACGCGAGAGUUGAUAAGAGUAAUAACAACACGCGCGAUGCGCGGAUUGGGAAAGUGAGGAUUAGGUUGUCAACGUUGGAGACAGAACGCGUUUACACGCAUUCGUAUCCGUUACUUGUGUUACACGCUAAUGGAGUUAAGAAAACCGGUGAGCUUCAUUUAGCGGUUAGGUUAUCGUGUGGUAACGCUGUUAAUAUGUUUCAGAUGUAUACGUUACCUCUGCUUCCGAAGAUGCAUUAUACUCAGCCGUUAGGAGUUCAUUUGCUUGAGCGUUUUCGUUACCAGACGCUAAACGCGGUUGCUGCGAGGUUGAGUAGAGCGGAACCGCCUUUGGGACGCGAGGUUGUUGAGUACAUGCUUGAUCAUGACUUUCACGUUUGGAGUAUGAGAAGGAGCAAAGCUAAUUUUUUCCGUUUGGUUAACGUUGUUUCGAGUUUGGUUUGGGUUGUGAGAUUGGUCGAAGUUAUGAGGAGUUGGACCAAACCGGUUUGCUCUACGGUUUUUGUAGUUGUGUUCUUGUUUAUGGUUUUGUUUCCGGAGCUGAUAUUACCGUCUUUGUUUCUCUACGCGGCUGCGGUUGGCGUUUGGCGUUUCAGAAAACGACCUAGAUAUCCGCCACACAUGGACGCGCGUAUCUCCCACGCGGAAACGGUCUUUCCCGACGAGCUAGAUGAAGAGUUUGACACGUUUCCGACGAGCAGAGGGUUUGAAGUUGUGAGAAUGAGGUAUGAUCGUGUUAGGAGCAUCGCUGGGAGGAUUCAGACGGUGGUUGGUGAUAUGGCGAGUCAGGGAGAGAGAGCACAGGCGUUGCUGAGCUGGCGUGAUCCUCGUGCGACGUUUAUCUUCUUGGUGUUCUGUUUGGUCUCUGCGGUUGGGUUUUACGUAGUGCCGGUUAAGUUAACCGUGGCUGUUGCUGGUUUGUAUUAUCUGAGACCGCCUCGGUUUAGGAGGAAGCUGCCGUCGCGUGGGCUUAGCUUCUUUAGGCGGUUGCCGUCAAGAGCCGAUAGCUUGCUUUAGAUCUUUGCGUUUGUAUAACAUGUUGUCGUUCUUUAAGGUUAUUACUAGGAGUGACUUAAGCUGUUGGUAGGUUUCUUGGUUUAAUGGAUUUGUUUUGGUUAAAGUUAACCGGUGUAGGUAUUGUAACAACAAGUUGUGUUAAUC
Molecule: messenger RNA, 3093 nt
Organism: Eruca vesicaria subsp. sativa (arugula)
Lineage: Eukaryota; Viridiplantae; Streptophyta; Magnoliopsida; Brassicales; Brassicaceae
Source: the annotation of a GenBank genome assembly